This is a messenger RNA of Penicillium riverlandense, 1257 nucleotides long. Its product is annotated as adaptin-binding domain-containing protein. Gene Ontology annotation, molecular function: protein-macromolecule adaptor activity. Gene Ontology annotation, biological process: vesicle-mediated transport. The record is from RefSeq and is a predicted model, not a curated record. The coding region runs from base 1 to 1257 and encodes 418 amino acids. NCBI's taxonomy places the organism in Eukaryota, Fungi, Ascomycota, Eurotiomycetes, Eurotiales, Aspergillaceae. The transcript is spliced from 3 exons.
AUGGCCUCCGCGCCAUCGCCCGCCCCGUCCCCCGCGAAGCCCACCAAGCAAGUCCGCCACAUCGCCAACCCACGCCGACUGCUCAUCCUCUCGCCAACCUCGCAAUCCGUCUCAGUCAUCCCACCACUCCUACACUCCCUAACCGGCGUGCCUGUCCAAGAUCCUCCUCAAAAGCAGACCUCCUCAUCCUCCACUGCCGACUCCUCAACCCCGCCACCACCUAGCACCGACGCCACAACCACCACCUUCGCGGGAUAUACAACGCACAGCCCACUCAAAAUCCAAUCAAAGUACUACACCGCUGAAAUACCCGUCUGGGUCGAUGAGAUCCCAAUCGCAACAGAAGCACCAGGUACUGUCGCCACAGACACAACCCCUCCCACGGCUGAGCAGUGGCGCACCGAGUUCCUAAGCGCAGAAGCCGAGAUCGUCCGCGAAGCUGUCGGCGCGUUAGUGGUUUGCGUGCGCAGUCCGCGCGAUACCCCGUCCGAACCACAACCCGACACAGAUGGGAAUGAUGAUCCGGCGGAGCGCAAAGAUGUGCGCGCGUUGAGGGACUUGAUGCGCGGCGUUGGCGCUGUCAAAGAGCGCAUUGAUGAAGAGCGCGGUGGGAUUGGUGAUGUGCCUGGUGUUUUUGUGUUGGUUGGUUCGAGACAGAGGGCCUUGAAGGUGGCGCAGACUGCUGAUCCUUCUGAUGAUCUGGGCCUACGGGAUGACGAGGAUGAGCUGAGAGAUGGGGGUGAUGAUGAUGCCCCGUUCUCAGUUGGGUGGUGGGAAGACCAGCUGUUUGAUAUGGGGUUGUUGGGAUGGGAGGUUGUCGAGUGGGAUCCGCGAGAGCAAAAUCUGGAGCCGACGAGGAAUCGCUUUGGAGAGUACGAGGGCAUGCCUCGCAUCAAGGAAGUCCUUGAGACACACGACUGGACGUCCUCGGUGGAUGCGCCUGAUCCAGACGCCGAAGUUGAUCUGGACUUUGACGACGAUGAAUUCGGUCCGACAGUCGGGUUUGAUAAUGAAGUCCAUGAACUGGAGCGUGAGAUGUUUGGUCUCCGGAUGGCAAUUGAGCGAGGCGGCGGAGACGGAGAUGCAGACGAAAAUGAGCUUGACCACGAAGAUGAGCAUGGUGAGAUCAAGGUUGAAUCUAUGGAGGCGCUGAUGAUGCGCAUGAGAGCUAUCCGGGAUAUGAGCUCCGAUCUACCGGAGCACGAGCGAAAGCGAUUCGCUGCGAAGGCUGUGCAGGAUAUCAUGCGGGAACUAUGA